Messenger RNA from Amphimedon queenslandica, 1300 nucleotides. Its product is annotated as E3 ubiquitin-protein ligase TRIM71-like. Lineage: Eukaryota; Metazoa; Porifera; Demospongiae; Haplosclerida; Niphatidae. Gene Ontology annotation, biological process: proteasome-mediated ubiquitin-dependent protein catabolic process; protein polyubiquitination. Bases 1 to 1260 code for a protein of 419 amino acids. Gene Ontology annotation, molecular function: protein binding; ubiquitin protein ligase activity. The record is from RefSeq and is a predicted model, not a curated record. The transcript has a single exon.
AUGGAGCGUAUGAGUGAAGUUACUGCAGGAAUCAAUGUGGAGGAGUUACAUCCAAAGGAAAAGGCUGACUUAGUGUUGAUUAAAGAUGUCAAAUCACUACAUCACAUUGGAGAUGUUAUUUCUCUAACACAAUACAAAACAAAAAUUGGCUACUUUGAGUGGUUACUAAAACAAAAAAGUGUGUCAUUUUCACUAUCAGUAGAGGCACCAGAUUCAUCUCUUUUGUCUAUUUCUCUCUCUUCUCUGAGGUGUAGUGUUGCUAAAGAUGAUCAACCCAUUCACACUACAGUCACUACCACCAGCACUGAUCCUGGAGUGUAUAGGAUACAGUGUAUCCCUUCUCGUGGUAUUCACACAGUAAAAGUACAAGUAUAUGAUGUACAUCUUGAAGAUACCUCUCUAGUUGUCCCUUUUAAUCCGUAUCUUAAUGACAUCACUCCAGUAUAUUUCGUUAAUAAGCUACUGAGGUGUCCCUAUGGAGUGGCUAUAAUCGACGAUAAUCAUGUUAUGAUAACUGAAUGGGAUAGUCAGUGUGUAACAAUAAUUGAUAAAGAAAGAAAUGAAGUAAAAUUAUUAGGAGGGGAAGGAGGAAGUGGCGAUGUCAAGUUUUCUUCUCCUCGUGGUGUAGCCAUUACUCCAGACAAGUUCAUUCUUGUGUCUGAUAAUCAUAGAAUCCAGAAGAUAAGCAUGGAUGGACACCGCAUAACGUUAGCUGGUGAGGAGGGAAGUGGACCACUACAAUUUAGAUAUCCUGCCGGUAUAGCCAUUUCACCUGUAACAGGGCAAAUUUAUGUUGCUGAUAGGUAUAAUGAUCGUAUACAAGUCUUGAACCCUGAUCUAUCUUUCUCUUAUUUCUUUGGUAGUGAAGGAUCAGCUAAUGGACAGUUUAAGUCUCCACAUGGCAUUGCCAUCGACAGUCAAGGAUUAGUAUAUGUCACUGAUACUUAUAGCCAUCGCAUUCAGAUGUUCUUUCCAGAUGGAAACUUUGUGGGUGAGUUUGGUACUAAAGGAUUUGGUCCUGGACAGCUUAAUGAGCCACUAGGCAUAGCAAUAGACACUGCAGCUACUGGUCUGGUGUAUGUUAGUGAAAGGGGCAAUAAUCGUAUCUCAAUUUUUACUAGUGAUGGUGUGUUUUUGCGUUAUUUUGGAAGGAAAGGAAGGGGAAUUGAUCAGUUUUGUAAUCCCUGUCAAUUAGCAAUUUCUAAAGAUGGAUUCCUGUAUGUUUGUGACUACGCAAAUUGCCGACUUGUUGUUUAUUAGAUUAAUUUUUGAAUUGUUUAUUACUUUAGUUUGUCAAUAA